Molecule: messenger RNA, 1071 nt
Organism: Cylicocyclus nassatus
Lineage: Eukaryota; Metazoa; Nematoda; Chromadorea; Rhabditida; Strongylidae
Source: the annotation of a GenBank genome assembly
AUGAGUCCUGUUUAUGAAUGGUUAUCUAAAGUUGCACAGUUUAAAGCUGGGAAAGUGCCCGGGUCGGAGUACGAGCUUCGUCACGGCUCCACGAAAACACGUGUAGAUCGAGACCCUCGCACCGGGCGUAUCAGGGUGCAACAGCAAAACGUGGGAAGAGAUGUUUCAACAAUACUGAUGUUGGUUCUGACUAUAUUUUUCAUUCUUUUGGCUGUUGCCUAUGUUGGAACUGCACGACAAGAAGCGAUCAAAGGUGUCGCCCAUGCUGUCUCUGCUUUUCUAGGAGCGGUCCGCGACACCGUGUUGUUCUUGUAUAUGUACGCAAUAGUGCCCAGUUUCUUCCUGCUGGCAGCUGCUGCAGCUGUACUCGCUGCGUACUUUGGGCAUAAGAAAUGGAAACAGUUAAAAGAACGAGAGGAAGCCGCAUUUUAUGAUCUUGUGGAUAAAAUUUUAGACGUCGUCCGUGAAGCAACUGAGAACGGUGACGAUUAUAUAUCUAUACCUCAUGUCCGCGAUAUAAUGUUCCCACCUGCUAAAAGGAGGGGGGCUGAGCUGGCUCGCUGGGAAAGAGCUGUUGAUUUUAUUAAUGCCAAUGAAUCGCGCAUUGCUACAGAAACACGCGUACUUCGUGGAGGACAAGAAUGUGAUGUUUGGAGGUGGAUUCCAGCGAAACGCUCCGGUUGGCAAGGAUCGGCGUUUGCGCCGCCACCUUGCAUGAACAUAUCUUCGUCGGCGAAGCUGCCCAUUUCGAACAUCCCGACUGAGGCACUGACUCGAUGCUUGAAGAUCAGGGAUAUGUUUGGAAAAGAGGAAGUGGAAGAUGAAGAGGUGGAUGUAAACGAGAUAACGAGGUCACUGAAGGAGAAAGUUUACCCCGUUGUCCCACUCCACAUCGGCGUUGAUGUCAGAUCACCAGAAGGCAUUUGUUUCGUGAAAUUAGCCAACAAAGAUGAUGCCAAAGCAGCGUUCAAUGCACUCCACGGAGUGUGGUACAGUGGAAGACUGGUGAACGUGAAGUACGUACGAGAUCGACGCUACGCAGAGCGAUAUCCGGAAACUGCCAAUUUUUGA